Messenger RNA from Uloborus diversus, 1113 nucleotides. Its product is annotated as 8-oxo-dGDP phosphatase NUDT18-like. The transcript is spliced from 6 exons. The record is from RefSeq and is a predicted model, not a curated record. Gene Ontology annotation, molecular function: 8-oxo-dGDP phosphatase activity; 8-oxo-GDP phosphatase activity; magnesium ion binding. Lineage: Eukaryota; Metazoa; Arthropoda; Arachnida; Araneae; Uloboridae. Bases 106 to 1113 code for a protein of 335 amino acids.
GUCUGUGUAGGGAUAGUGCCUGUAAAGUUCCUUACGUUUAAUAUGCUGGAAACAAUAUUUUCAUAAAAUUUAUCUUCUGAAGUGCGUUAACUCCUUCAUUUCCAAAUGGUGGACAGAUUGGAAGCGGGGAUAGAGAAGAUUUUAGGGGGACUUGCCGUCGAAGAUGAAUCAGCGGCAUAUGUGAAUUACACCCUUGCCGAUCAAAAUGAAGACCUGGUUUCCCGCGGCAUGGAAUCUUUGUCCCUGUCCGAUUACAAGCCGGUGGUCAAGAAAUCCGUUUCGUACAUCGUCACAGCUGUCCUCAUCAACGACCGCAACGAGGUCCUGAUGAUGCAGGAAGCAAAAAGCUCUUGCGCUGGUACGUGGUACCUUCCAGCCGGAAGAGUGGAACCUGGUGAAAAUCUCUUGGAUGCAGUAAAAAGAGAAGUAAUUGAAGAAACAGGUUUGGAAUUUGAACCCACUACUUUACUCUUAGUCGAAUGUGCUCAAGGUCACUGGUAUAGGUUUGUCUUCACCGGAAAUGUUACUGGUGGUGUCCUCAAAACUGUCUCCAGGGCAGAUGCAGAAUCUCUGCAAGCCAGCUGGAUAGACGACCUGAACCAGCUGAGCCUUCGGGCUUGUGAUAUUCUACCUCUCAUCGAACGCGCCAAACAAUUCUAUGCAGAGAAACCCGAAUCCUGGCACCGUCCACUCCUGCCUGCGAUACAUCCCCAUAAACACCUCCUCUUUCGACUGAUCAUUGUCAUUCGGAAGAAAUCAAACAAUAGAAUUCAUAUAUUAAUAUCUGAAAAAGGAAAUGUCCAUUUUCCCACAUGUGAAAUUAACCCUGCAAAAAGCAUACAUUCCACGUUGAGAAAAUAUAUUCAGGUGCUCUUUGGCUCAAACCCUCCCCCACACAAACCCCACGGAAUUAUAUCGGUGGAACAUUCUGCAGAGCCCACUGGGGAACACGAUGGCCUCUGUCUGUCUCUCCUCAUCUCUUGCAAGACGGCCUUGGAAGACGUUGCUGUCUCGUCCAAUUACGCCUGGCUGGAGAUACGCAAGGACCUUGGAGAACGCUUACUGGGGCGACUGAACAAAAACAAAUGCGUUCUUCUCAAUGUGAUCCGAUAG